Molecule: messenger RNA, 3711 nt
Organism: Chelmon rostratus (copperband butterflyfish)
Lineage: Eukaryota; Metazoa; Chordata; Actinopteri; Chaetodontiformes; Chaetodontidae
Gene: memo1
Product: mediator of cell motility 1
Exons: 9
Coding region: 394-1287 (297 amino acids)
Source: RefSeq, a predicted model, not a curated record
GUAAUCCUCCGAGCCCCUCUGAAUCUAUGACAGCUCCUGGGCUCGAUAUUGCAUUUCUGGCUGUUUAAUAUUAGCACAUUACAAAGAUUUUGUAUUUUGUGCCUUUCCUUAUUUGCAUGGUAGUAUUACCAGACUGUCUAAAAAACUGACGUUAGCUGCUCUUUCCGGCUAACUUAUUAACCGGUAACAACACAGCGUCCAGCUGACGGAACACUGAGAUUGCUAGCCAGCUAGCCCAGCUGUCUCUCGAGUCGAACUGCCCUUUGUCUUUACGAGCAAGGUAGCUAGCAGGCGUUGUUUCUCCUCUAGAUUGGCUGACACCGGCUUUUGCAAAUUAUUUUUUUACGCCUGACAAGAGCUAAGCAAACCAAGAUAGGCGGCUUGGGAACCAAGAUGUCGAACCGAGUGGUGUGCAGAGAAGCAAGUCACGCCGGGAGCUGGUACUCUGCUUCGGGAUCCCAGCUGAACGCACAGCUAGAAGACUGGCUGUCCAAAGCACAGUCCACGAUCAGACCUGCUCGAGCCAUCAUAGCGCCGCAUGCUGGCUAUACCUACUGUGGUGCUUGUGCAGCACAUGCCUACAAGCAGGUUGAUCCUUCUGUUACUCGUAGGGUGUUCAUCCUGGGACCUUCACACCAUGUGCCCCUCUCCCGCUGUGCCCUGUCACCUGCAGAAAUCUAUAGAACACCUCUCUAUGACCUGAGAAUCGACCAGAAGGUUUAUGCUGACCUCUGGAAAACUGGGUUGUUUGAGCGGAUGAGUCUGCAGACAGAUGAAGAUGAGCACAGUAUUGAAAUGCACUUGCCUUACACUGCUAAAGCCAUGGAGAGCCACAAAGACGAGUUUAGCAUCGUCCCUGUGCUUGUUGGUGCCCUGAGUGAGUCUAAGGAACAGGAAUAUGGAAAGCUGCUCAGCAAGUACCUGGCAGACCCUUCCAACCUUUUCAUUAUCUCAUCCGACUUCUGCCACUGGGGUCAGCGGUUCCGCUACACAUACUAUGAUGAAUCUCAAGGGGAGAUCUACAGGUCCAUUGAGCAUCUUGAUAAAAUGGGGAUGGGCAUUAUAGAACAGCUGGAUCCCAUGUCUUUCACCAACUACUUGAAGAAGUACCGCAACACCAUCUGUGGGCGCCACCCGAUUGGAGUGCUGCUAAAUGCUGUGGCGGAGCUGAGGAAGUCUGGUUUAGAAAUGAACUUCUCUUUCCUGAACUACGCCCAGUCCAGCGAGUGCAGGAACUGGCAGGACAGUUCCGUGAGUUACGCUGCCGGGGCACUCAUCGUUCAUUGAGGUCGACUUUCGCAGGGGCCACUGCAGCACCGUCACCCUGCCCUUACUAUCUAUCGCCAUAACCCAACCCAGACACCCUCCCUCUCACCCCACCCCCAGUUACGCCCACUAUUUGCAGGAAGGACCUAGACACUCGAAGCCAAUACAGUCUUCUCUCUCUGUCUCUCUCUCAGCUCUCCUCCGCCUUUCUCCACCCUCCUCUCAGUUUGAAGUGUGUCUCAGAGCUUUUGGUUGAAACAUUUUGUUUGAAGUGCAGUUUUGAGAUUAUGUAGGAGCACAUGGUUAGAGGAGACAGGUGGGAAGAGUGCGCAUUAGUUUGACUUGGAGUAACCCUUGGGAGACUCACUCUGGUUUUUUGCAAGGACUGUCCCUUGUUUCCCCCCCUGACAGACUGAUGGAUUUGAGUUGUAAUAAUGCAAUCUUUACAUUUGGACUCUUGGCGAUCUGUGCUCAUGUAAUUUGCCUCAGAAAAGGAAUGAAAAUAAAAUUGCAGAUCUUAAUUGAGAAUACUGAAAUUUUGCCAGAAGAAAAUGAAACGAGUGUUUGACUGACUGCUUCAAGCUAUAUGCGACUUUGAGAACAGUGUCAUAGGUAAUUACUACCAUUGCUCAACAUAUGUUGUAGUUGCUAACAAAGGGCUGCACCCAACAAAGUUCACUAACCCCCGACUGUACAAAACCAAAAACUUUAUUACUCUGAGUUUAUUAAAUAUUAUCAUUUAUCCACAUUUUACUCCUUUUAUUUCUCCCUUUUUUAGUAGUUUUUUUUUAGAUGUGAUGAUAUUUACUCAAGUAGUGUGUAGAGUUGAACAAAAGCAGUGUGGUCAGUUAAGCUCUAAAGCCAUCAAUACGGUUCGCCCAGUAAACAAGUGGGUGCAACACUGCUCCCAGAUUCCAGUUAUAUUAUUGUAGCACUGUAGAUCUGUUUUUUACGACUACUACAGAAAUUGGAUAUAAUUUAAAUUACUCCCAACACUGACACCUCUAGUCUUUGUUUACACUGCCACCUUGAAUCUGUAGUUGUUGAAUUGUCAGAAUAGGAGAACCGAGCGAAGAUUUCUUUUUUGCCAGACUUGUAGGAAAUGCCUUUUGCUAUACACUCAGCUCUGUAAGAGCAGCAAAGCCUUUGUUUUGUUCUAGAUGGUCCAGUUAAAUUGUAGGGACUCUCAUAUCUGUUCCCUCUGUAGUAACUUACAUUCUUGAUUUAAGAAUGCCAAACCUUAUUGGUAAGAUUUAAGUCUUCAUCCUUAUUCAAAGGUUUGCAUUUCAGAUUUAUUGCUUCUCAGUGCAUGAGAAUUCAGUUCAGAAUUACUCCCGAGGCAGUAGCUAAAACAAGAAAUAGAUAGCCUGAGUUUUAAUAUCCACACAAAGUCAUUAUGCUUUGCUAAAAGGUUUAAGAAUCUGCCCAUAAAUGUGACAGAUGUUGCUCCCUGCUCUAUAUUAUUGGAUCUGAUUCUGCAAUAAAAACAAAACAAAGCAAGAAUAUUUAUAUUAUGAAAUAUCAAGCAUGAGGAUCUCAGUUAUUUACAAAAGGUAGUGUUUGUAGUGUCAUGUAGCCCUGCUGCCUGAAAUACUCCUGAUAUUUUCAUCGAUAAACAAACUGCAUACAAAAGCUGAAUGCAAAAACUUGAUUCAUAGUGGCAGUCGAGGCUUUCAAUGACAAUAUGAUAUAGGCGGACCACAGCGUCUGCUGUCCUGUCCUUUGAUAUUCGAGUGUCACUCACUGACUUUUUUGCUGCUGAAGUAUUCCCUCUUAAAGGAUGCAGUCCUCUAACAUCCCCCUUGGCAACACGAGAGGCGUCGCAUUUAGCAUUAAGCUAUAAUGUCUGGUUGAACCAAGUAAACCAAGUGAACCAAGUGACUGACGUUAAUUUAAGGGAACUAGCAAAGCAUGACACACUGUGCUAUUGUGCCUUUGAUCACUGUUGCACAUAUACAUUUAAAGCGUAUUCUCACUUUUAGUCUUAUUUUAGAAUGUGUUCUUUCAGUUUUUGUUUUUCCACAUGUACCCUCCCCCCAUGCCUAAGGCCCAACAGUGUCUCCAGCUCACCCAACACUCCAGGAGUGUGUGACCUGUCCCCUUCAUCUGUUGGUCUAAAAGGGCACCAACUGUUAUCUCCUUUCUCCAGCAGGGAGUGGUGUUCUGUUUUCUCCACCUCACCUCAUUCCUGUAGAGAGACAAAGGCUGAACCUCAACACUGUUCAUUUUCUGUUUAUGGAUCUUUGUUUGUCUUUUAGAAAUUGUUUUUGUAUUAUUUUCUCUUGCUUAGAGAGUAGGAACUUACACGUCAAAAACCUAAAAUAUACUACUUAACUACUCCCUAAAUGGAGUUAUUUUUAUCUCAGGUUCCACUGACAAAGCAUCCCAAAAGGCUCUUCAGAUAAGGCCGUGGAUUCAUGUUACAAAACAAGUAAAAUGUACUGA